AUGGCAAGAGUUUGUGAUGGAGACACGGCCUAUCUCUUUGGCUUCCCCUGGAGUGAGCAACAGGAUGGACCCAUCUACGGGGCUGAUGAUGACACUUUGGCUGCUUACGACCUCACUCUGCUGGAGUUGGCCAAGGGAGCCAAGAAGACACAGGAUACGUAUGGGUUUGCCAAAAAUAUUGACGAUUCGAGCAAGUCCGCCAUUACCAAGAAUUACGAGGAUCCUUCUUCGUCUACUGAUCUUUUCGUGGGAAUUCCCCUCUGCGAUCUUGACGCAAUUGAGGACUUUUGGAGAUCCCACAAAGAUGAUUGGGAUGGUAUUAUAAUGACUGCACAGGGUACUGCUCAAUACAUUGCCCAACAAAGCUGUGCGCAAUACAAUAUCACAAUCGACAGCAAGACUCAAAGUUGGCCUCUCAGUGAGAAAGAUUUUCCAACAAAACGGCUUUGGCUUUAA
Penicillium cosmopolitanum is the source of this 456-nucleotide messenger RNA. RefSeq lists its product as uncharacterized. The record is from RefSeq and is a predicted model, not a curated record. Lineage: Eukaryota; Fungi; Ascomycota; Eurotiomycetes; Eurotiales; Aspergillaceae. Bases 1 to 456 code for a protein of 151 amino acids. The transcript is spliced from 2 exons.